Cetraspora pellucida is the source of this 356-nucleotide messenger RNA. NCBI's taxonomy places the organism in Eukaryota, Fungi, Glomeromycota, Glomeromycetes, Diversisporales, Gigasporaceae. The record is from the annotation of a GenBank genome assembly.
AUGCAGUAACAAUUAUGUUUGCAUCAGAAUAUCCAACUCUAACAAUGACUGUUCCCUUAUAUUAUACAUUGUUUGAAAUGCUUGAGGAAGUUAAAAAAAAUUAUAAUUCGUCAUUUUGGCUUGUUCAAGAAUGUGAUGCUGCAAAAAAAAAGCUUAUGAAUUAUUAUAAUAAGACAAAUGUGUUAUAUCUUGUGUCAGUGUGGCAAAUAAAUGAGCCAAAUUAUUCGAAUCUUGCAAAAUUUGCACAAGAUUGUCUUUCAAUUCCUGUAACAAGUGUUCCAAGUGAACAGGUCUUUAGUAUUAGCAGUGAUAUGAUAACUGAUAAGCAAAACCGAUUAAGUAAGAAAACAGUUUGA